CCGCGCCGCUUCAUUCGGCUUUCAGCGCUCGGUGUCUACGUGUCGGCGUGCGGUCCCGUGCAUUAUUCUGAUCAUUCUAUCUAUCUCGCGCUCCCUCCCCGUUCCUCCCUCGUGCAGUCGUGCAAGGAAAUAGGAAACGCGCUCGACUUGACUUAACGGCGAGACAUGUCUGGACGCGGCAAAGGCGGUAAAACCAAGGGAAAGGCGAAGACCCGCAGCAGCAGGGCCGGGCUGCAGUUCCCCGUGGGGAGGAUCCACCGUCUCCUCAGGAAAGGCAACUACGCGGAACGCGUCGGCGCCGGUGCGCCGGUCUAUCUCGCCGCCGUCAUGGAAUAUCUGGCGGCCGAAGUGCUCGAGCUGGCUGGAAAUGCCGCCAGGGACAACAAAAAGACUAGGAUAAUCCCACGCCACUUGCAAUUGGCCAUUCGUAAUGACGAAGAGCUGAACAAAUUGUUGUCUGGAGUGACCAUUGCUCAAGGUGGAGUCCUGCCUAACAUCCAAGCGGUCCUGCUGCCGAAGAAGACCGGCACCGGCGGCUCCGGAAAGGGCGACAAAGCGUCGCAGGAAUAUUAGAUUAUCACACGUUUAUAAUUUUAACCGUAACUCUAGAGAGAUGCCUUUGUUUCGUGAAACCGGUGUAAAAGGAACGAAUGUCCUUAUAAACCCGUAUGAUAGGACUGAAUUUAUACUGGAGAUAAAAAAUAUGGAGGUCGAUAACAAACGUUACAUUGUCAUAUUGGUUUCCUUGUUAGUCCAUCGUUUUCACGAAUUCAAAUCUGCGAACAUUUUUUUUCCUUUCUUCUUUUUUAAUCACGACCACUCGCAAGAAUUUUCAUUGUAUUUUUAUGGAGAUAUUUGAGCUAGAUUCACGCUCUCUAACGCGUCUGUCCUUGAUACUGUUGAAAGUAUAAUUGCUGCUUGACGAAAUGUAUUUGAUAAUUGUGUUUUGGUUAAAGAUGUUACAGUGCUGAACGGAAUCUUAAAUUCCCGUUUCAAAGACCAUACUAUUAAUUGUGACUGUUUUGUGACUGUUUUUCUGCAUGUGAUGUAUUUAUGAUACAAUUAUAUUAUUUAAAAACUAUUACAAUUAUAUUCUUUCUGCAUAUAUUUUUCUUUUUUUUAUCUUUAGCUUCUCGUUUAUUCUAAUUCUCCAGUAUUUUAUUAACAAUGAAGAUUCGAAGAUGUAUUGCGAAAGCGCUUGAAUGUUUUUGUUGAAUGUAAACGAUAUUUAAUGCAAAAAUAAAAUAGCAUUGCGUCCUUACUUGAAGUUCAGUUUGCAGGUGUGUAAUCCCAGUUUUAGAUAUAAAUAAAACUUCGUUGUAGAAAGA
Temnothorax curvispinosus is the source of this 1328-nucleotide messenger RNA. Its product is annotated as histone H2A-like. The transcript is spliced from 3 exons. The record is from RefSeq and is a predicted model, not a curated record. Gene Ontology annotation, cellular component: nucleosome. Gene Ontology annotation, molecular function: protein heterodimerization activity; DNA binding; structural constituent of chromatin. Lineage: Eukaryota; Metazoa; Arthropoda; Insecta; Hymenoptera; Formicidae. The coding region runs from base 166 to 573 and encodes 135 amino acids.